ACCUCCCACCCGCUCCUCACUUGCCGUCUGCUGCUGCAUUGCCUUGCCGCUCCGGCGACGCUCUAGGAGAUCGAUCAUCGCCGGCGACGCUCCGCUACUUUGUUGAGAGAGGCAGAGAGAGAGAGAGUGCUAAUCGCCGGCCGCGGCCACUUGUACUGGGAGUCUGUCCGGUAAAUGACUGGAGGCCUUGCCGGCGGCGUCGUCGAGGUAGAGGUGCUGGGUCCGGUCUCGUUCUUCCCGACGUGCCUAUCGUCGUCCCCGUCGCCGGAGAAGUUGCUGCGUGGUCGCACCGGAGGGUUUAUCAAGGAAGGGUAAAUCUUGCUGGCUAGCUCAAGGCUUCGUUAGGGAAAGGGCGAAAGGCUGCAGAAAUUCCUGAAGAAGCUGCAGGGAAUAAAUUAAGCAACAAAAGGGUAUCCUGUUAGAAAUAUUCUACUGAACAAGGUUCAGAAAACUCACUGGACAAGCUGAUGGAUCCUACCACUAUUGAUUCGAAAUGGACGUCUCCCAUCACUGAAGAUGGGUCCAUGGACAGACGAGGAAACCCAGCUGUCAAGACAACCACCGGAGGAUGGAGAUCUGCCAUCCUGCUGUUAGCUAACUAUGGACUCGCGACGUGCGCCUUCUUCGGCGUCGGCGUGAACCUCGUGGUGUUCCUGCGCCGGGUGCUCCACCAGGGCAACGCCGAGGCGGCCAACAACAUCAGCAAGUGGACAGGGACCGUCUACAUCUUCUCCCUCAUCGGCGCCUUCCUCAGCGACUCCUACUGGGGCCGUUACGUCACCUGCGCCAUCUUUCAGAUCAUCUAUGUGACGGGCCUGGUGAUCCUGUCGCUUGCGUCAUGGUUCUUGUUGGUGAAGCCCUCCGGCUGCGGCGGCGUCAAGGUGCACUGCGACGAGCCGUCGGCGCCCGGCGUCGCGCUGUUCUACCUGUCCACCUACAUGAUCGCGUUCGGCAACGGAGGGUACCAGCCUUCCAUCGCGACCUUCGGAUCGGACCAGUUCGACGAGACGGACCCCAAGGAGGGGCGCUCCAAGGUCGCCUUCUUCAGCUACUUCUACCUGGCGCUCAACGUGGGGUCCCUGUUUUCCAACACGGUGCUGGUGUACUACGAGGACUCAGGGCGGUGGGUCAUGGGGUUCUGGGUCUCGGCGGCCGCCGCCGCGCUGGCGCUCGUGCUCUUCUUGCUCGGCACGCCCAACUACCGGCACUUCAAGCCGAGCGGCAACCCGCUGACCCGCGUCGCGCAGGUGUUCGUCGCCGCGUUCCGCAAGUGGCACGCUGAGGUUCCCCGCGGCGAGCUCCUCCACGAGGUGGAAGGAGAGGACCCUAAGAUCUCGGGCAUCCGCAAGAUCCUUCACAGCGACGAGCUCAGGUUCCUCGACAAAGCGGCGACGAUCACCGAGGGGGAGAAGAUGGAGAACCCGUGGAGGCUCUGCACGGUGACGCAGGUGGAGGAGGUGAAGUGCAUCCUGAAGAUGCUGCCCAUCUGGCUGUGCACGAUCGUGUACUCGGUGGUGUUCACCCAGAUGGCGUCGCUGUUCGUGGAGCAGGGCGCCACCAUGGACACCAACAUCGGGUCGUUCCACUUCCCCGCAGCGAGCAUGUCGCUGUUCGACGUCCUCAGCGUGCUGGCGUUCAUCGCCAUCUACCGGCGGGUCCUGGUGCCCGUCAUGGCGCGGCUGUCGGGCAACCCGCAGGGCCUGACGGAGCUGCAGCGCAUGGGCGUCGGGCUCGUGAUCGGCAUGGCGGCGAUGGUGGUGGCGGGCGUGGUGGAGGUGGAGCGGCUGAAGCGCGUGGCAGCCCCGGACCAGCCGAGCUCCCUGAGCGUGCUGUGGCAGGUGCCGCAGUACGCGCUGAUCGGGGCGUCGGAGGUGUUCAUGUACGUGGGGCAGCUGGAGUUCUUCAACGGGCAGGCGCCCGACGGCGUCAAGAGCUUCGGCAGCGCGCUGUGCAUGGCGUCCAUCUCGCUGGGGAACUACGUGAGCAUCAUGCUGGUGAGCGUGGUCACAAGCCUCACCGCCGGGGAGAAGCGUCCGGGGUGGAUCCCUGGGAACCUCAACUCCGGCCACCUGGACAGGUUCUACUUCCUCCUCGCAGCGCUCUCGCUCGUCGACCUCGCCGUCUACAUCGCCUGUGCCAUGUGGUACAAGGGCAUCAAGCUUGACGGCGGCGACGGCGAUGACAGUAGAAAGGUCUCUGCGCAUGUCUAGCCACUGGGCCUGGGCCUUUAGUUCUUUCUGGUUCAGAGACGUGCCGGGCUGGCCGUAUAUAUAGAAAAUAAAAGGAAUGUCAAAGAAGCUGCUUGUAAACCAUCCGCUCAGUAUUGGACGGCCCAUGCUGUUCUGCAUCUUUGGUCAGAGCAGAGGCUCCAAGUAACUUCAUGUGAAGUACUAAUGCUAGUAUAUGUAUGUAUUUAUGUAUAUGGAUGUCGGCUGAACUUGCUUG
Sorghum bicolor (sorghum) is the source of this 2445-nucleotide messenger RNA. Its product is annotated as protein NRT1/ PTR FAMILY 7.3. The transcript is spliced from 5 exons. Lineage: Eukaryota; Viridiplantae; Streptophyta; Magnoliopsida; Poales; Poaceae. Gene Ontology annotation, molecular function: transmembrane transporter activity. Bases 468 to 2210 code for a protein of 580 amino acids. Gene Ontology annotation, biological process: transmembrane transport. Gene Ontology annotation, cellular component: membrane. The record is from RefSeq and is a predicted model, not a curated record.